This is a messenger RNA of Papilio polytes (common Mormon), 2119 nucleotides long. It is a transcript of the gene mlt, whose product is annotated as tubulin-specific chaperone cofactor E-like protein. Lineage: Eukaryota; Metazoa; Arthropoda; Insecta; Lepidoptera; Papilionidae. The coding region runs from base 449 to 1843 and encodes 464 amino acids. Gene Ontology annotation, molecular function: alpha-tubulin binding. The transcript has 9 exons. The record is from RefSeq and is a predicted model, not a curated record. Gene Ontology annotation, biological process: protein folding.
GCAAAUGUCAAAAAUAUCAGACAUAAAGACAGGAGGAAAAUGUAAAACACAAUAAAAAAAUAUCAACACCAGCCCAAAUCAUACAUCGGGUAAACAUUUCUUAAGACUUUAGUGCGUUUAGAAGAUUGUAUGGAAAUCUUUAUAGACGUAACUAAAAAGAAAAUGUGAACAGCUGAUUAUAAGCAUAAUUAAAUUUCUGUGAUACAGUGUCUUAACGCUUUAGUGAAGAUAGGCCGCCAAAUUUCAAAUGCUAUAAAAAUUAUUUGUUAAAGUAGUGAUUACUAAAUUUUACAAUUACACUUUAAUCUGAAAUGUACGAAAAGAAAUAAAUAAAGGAUUAUUAUGUGUUGAAUACAUGAUAAAUACAAAGUAUCAUAUUCCUUUUAAGUUAUAUUUUACUUGCAAUAUUGUGGUUUGUCUGCCGCUCUGACACUCAUUUGGUUCCAAGAUGCCCUCGCUCUUGGAAGCACUAGAGCGUAAGUACGGCGCGAAGGGCGAAGUGAACCCAUGCAUAGACGAUAUGCCAGUCGCUAUCUUCGUGCCUAAGCGGUCACCCCGGCUGAGUGUGCCUACCCUAUUGGUGCUGAAUGAUUGCGACAUCGACUGCGCGGGAGACGCCUGCGCACUCGCUGAUAAAUGUGCUGAUGUUGUGGAACUCGACCUGGCGAAUAAUAAACUCACUGAAUGGCAGGAGGUCUUCGCAAUACUAGAGCAAACGCCACGGGUACGGUUUCUAAAUCUAAGCUUCAAUCGGCUCUCGGCACAAAUUCAAGCAGCUCAGGCACUUCAGCCUAAAUGGGACAGCUUAAGUCACUUGGUCUUGAACUCUACGUACGUCGGUUGGCCUAGCAUCCUCGGUCUACUCAAGUCUCUGCCAGCUCUCGAAGAGUUGCACUUGAGCCUCAACGAGUAUUCUUACGUGGACUUAAGCGGGAAAGAAAUAGACGAGAAAGACCGUUGUGAAGCAUGCUCCCGGCUCAAUGUAGACUUUACUGAAUCUAUUCAUGAGCAAUUGAAGAAACUCCAUUUCUCUGGUAAUCCUGUGAGCAGUUGGCGAGAGAUCAGCAAACUGGGAUAUGCCUUCCCCAAUUUGGAAACGCUGUUAGUCAACGAGUGCCCUAUAACAACACUAGAACCGGACCCUUGCGAGAAAUGUGGAGACGCCAAUGGGAAUAAAAAGAGUCACGACGCGUUUUCGCAUCUUCGAUUCCUCAACCUAAACAACACCGGCCUUGCCACGUGGGAUGAAGUCGAUAGAUUGGCUUUGUUUCCGGCAUUGAGAAGUUUAAGAGUACAAGGGUGGCCUUUAUGGGAGCGUUUCGAAUCGACGGAGCACGAGCGUCGCUUGCUGCUGGUGGCGCGGCUGCCGCGCGUGCGUACCCUCAACGGCGGCGGCGCCGUGCCCGCGGAGGAGCGCGACGCGGCCGAGCGCGCCUUUAUCAGAUACUAUAUGGAGAAACCGGAGGCUGACCGACCUGACAGGUACUGGGAGCUGGUGGGCGUGCACGGCAAGCUGGACCCGCUGGUGUCGGUGGACCUGCGGCCGGAGAAGCGCGUGCAGAUCACCUUCACGUGCGGCGACACCAGCGAGGUGCGCACCGUCGACGUCUACAGAACUGUAUCAGAUUUGAAAACUCGUUUGGAACGACUCGCGGGCUUCCCUGCCUCUAAGAUGAGACUAUUCUAUGUCGACCAGGAGCUGAGAGAUACACAGUUUUUCCAGGGUCCUGAAGAAAUGAAGUACCCGACGAAGCAGCUGUACUCAUACAACAUACGUUCCGGUGAUGAAAUCAUCAUCGACUCGAAGUUCAAACACUCCAUUUCCGUCAACUCCACCGCAUGAGAACUUAUAUACCUUUUUAAAGCCAACAAGUUAGUAGAAAUAAUAGAAUAUCUAUAAAUACCAUAGUUACCCAUAGAUAUAUCACACAGUAUUACUCUAAAACUUGUGUCUAAACGCAAACUUUUACUAUCGAAGUUUUCUUAUGUUCCCAUUUAACUGAUUGUAGUUAACAUAUUUUGAUCUACUAACGAAAUGAGUUACGUGCAGAAUUAAUUUAGUUAAGUUUGUAUGUUGGUUUUCUGUAUUUUUUUUAUCACAAACGUAAAAAAUAGUUAA